Molecule: messenger RNA, 1165 nt
Organism: Chelonoidis abingdonii (Abingdon island giant tortoise)
Lineage: Eukaryota; Metazoa; Chordata; Testudines; Testudinidae
Source: RefSeq, a predicted model, not a curated record
AGAGUCUCCGCGCGGGCGAAUGUGGCUCCCGCCCGUCGCGGGAGGCACCUGGGUCUCUCCUGGGGCUGGCCACGGCGAAGUGCCCCGGAGCGGGGGAUGGGACGAAGGCCCCGGUGUCGCGUUGUCGUUGGAUUUACUAGAGGGCCUGCCUCGUUCUCAGCCCGUCUCCGCAUUGAUGGCGAGGAGGGUCGCGGCUGGUCCGAAAGGCGCCGGGGGUUGGCACCCACGGGCCGUGCUCUGCCCCGCAAUGGAGUGAGGCGUCUUUUGGGUGCCCAACUCCGCUGCAAGGAAAACUGGGCUCCGCACGGGUCUUCGCCCCGGCAGGGGCAGCCUCUGCCCAACAACGUGCUUGUUAAAAGGAAGAGACUAACAUGGUUGAAAACUCUCCAGCCCCAUUGCCUGAAAGAGCAAUAUAUGGGUUUGUUCUUUUCUUAGGCUCCCAAUUUGGCUUUAUGUUAUACCUUGUAUGGGCAUAUGUUCCUGAAUCUUGGUUAUUCUCAUUGGGAUUAACAUACUGGCCUCAAAAGUACUGGGCAGUUGCUUUGCCUGUAUACCUUCUAGUUACUUUAGGAAUUGGCUAUAUACUACUCUUUGGUAUUAACAUGAUGAGUACUGCUCCACUCAACUCCAUGCACACCAUUACAGAUAACUUUGCAAAAAAUCAGCAGCAGAAGAAAUCUGAAGAAGAUGCAAUCCCUGCACUGAGGGAUAUUACCAUUAGUGAAGUAAACCAAAUGUUUUUCCUUGCUGACAAAGGCAUUUGUAACAGAAAUUAAUUGGAACCAGACCCUGUGAGAAUGAGACACUACUACAAUAAUUUUUAGAAACACAUUGUAAGAAAAGUCAAAGGCUUGUCAGUGCUAGGAAAUCUAACUCUUUAAACACCUGGAAUAGAUGAAUUUGUAUCUAUAUUAAGGUGUAGUUAGCACUGGUUCACAUGUGUGGCAUAGAGCACUGAACCGGAACUCAGAAGAUAUGGGCUGUAUUCCCAGCUCUGCUGCUGGCCUGCUGGGUGACCUUGAGCGAGUCACUUCACCACUCUGUGCUUUGGUUUCCCCAUCUUUACUAUGUAUAUGAUACUGACAUUUAUAAAGUGCUUUGAGAUCUACUGAUGAAAAGUGUUAUUUAAGAGCUGCGUAUUAUCAUUUAUUAAACAAAUUGAUUG